CUCAUGCAUCCUCCGAAUCCUCGUGAAAGAAGGUCGCAUUCGAAGUGUCCUACUCGCUUUUCUGAAACGAGACAGCCUCGAUGACGUAUGCAUCCGACAAAUGAGACCUCCAGAGGACGCAUCCUUCCAAACGAGACACAGCCUAUGUCUGCACAGAUUCUCUCCUGCUCUAGAGGAAUGCGGAUUCUAUUACUUUGGUCUGGUAUUCUGCGCGGGUGCCUCUGUACGCUGGCUGAGCGCUGUCACGUAUUGUAUUGUAUUGUAGUUGUUUGCCAUUCUGACCAGAAUUAAACCGCAAACUUUACACUUUUCACUGUAUAACCACAGAAAUGGCUGAUUCACAAGACGACAAGCUCUACAAAGCCGAGUAUGCAAAAAGUGGACGCGCCUCUUGCAAGAAAUGCAAAGAAAACAUUGCUAAGGACUCGCUGAGAAUGGCCAUCAUGGUACAGUCUCCAAUGUUUGAUGGAAAAGUGCCUCAUUGGCACCAUUUUUCCUGCUUUUGGCUCCGGGCUGCAGUACAGUCAACUGCCUACAUAUCUGGAUUUACUGACCUCCGCUGGGAUGACCAGGAGAAAGUCAAGAAGGCCAUUGAGACUGGCGGUGCCACCGGAGGGAAAGGAGAGCAGAAGGAAGCAGCUAAAGGUGAGAAGACACUGAAUGACUUUGCAGUGGAGUACGCCAAAUCAAACAGAAGCACCUGCAAGGGGUGUGAUCAGAAAAUCAAAAAGGGUGAGACCAAAGUGUCAAAGAAGACAGUAGAUCCCGAGAAGCCUCAGCUAGGUCUGAUAGAUCGCUGGUACCAUAUGGGCUGCUUUGUGAGCCGCCGUGACAAACUGGUGUUUAAGCCAGAGUACAGUGCUGCCCAGCUUAAAGGUUUUGCUGCUUUACGAGAAGAAGACAAGGAGAAGCUGAAGAAGAGACUCCCUACAGUGAAGAAUGAAGGGAAAAGAAAGGCAGAUGAUGUAGACGGUGAAGCAGCCUCUAAGAAACAGAAGAAAGAAGAUGACCAACUCGAGAUAAAACUUAAGGAACAAAGUCAGCUGAUCUGGGGAAUUAAGGACAAACUGAAGAAAUAUUGCUCUGUCAAUGACAUGAAGGAACUGCUUAUUGCUAACAACCAGGAAGUGCCCUCUGGGGAGUCAAAUAUUGUAGACUGUCUGUCAGAUUGCAUGGCCUUUGGGUCCCUGAAGCCUUGUGAGACAUGCAAAGGGCAGCUUGUGUUUAAGAGUUCUGCGUACUACUGCACUGGAGACAUCUCCACAUGGACCAAGUGUGUAUUCAAGACCCAGACUCCUGAUCGCAAGGACUGGGUCACUCCUAAGGAGUUCAGUGAGAUUCCAUUUCUGAAGAUGUUUAAGUUUAAACGGGAGGACCGUGUCUUCCCCAAAGAGACCCCCUCUGCAGCCCCCGUCCCCUCAUCUGCUGCUACUGCGACCUCAGCCGCCCCCAGCAUGCGUACCGCCACCAGUAAUAACCUCGCUGAGGGGCCUGUAGAUAAGCCUCUGACGAGACUUAAGCUUUUGGCUGUGGGGAAACUCCGUAAGAACAAAGAUGAGCUGAAAGCUGCCGUGGAAGAGCUGGGUGGAAAAAUCACAGGCACUGCCAAUAAAGCUGCUCUCUGCCUCAGCAGCAAGAAGGAGAUUGAGAAAAUGAGUAAGAAAAUGGAGGAGGUGAGGGAUGCAGGUGUGCGUGUGGUGGCAGAUGACUUCCUCACUGACAUCAAGGAGUCCAGCAAGGCCUUUCAGGAGCUCAUCUCCCUGCAUGCAAUCUCUCCCUGGGGCGCUGAGGUUAAAGUCUAGUCCCAAGCUGCAGCUGCGGCCUCCAAGUCCAGUGGAGCUCAUUCCUCAAAGAGCACAGGCAGAGUCAAAGAGGAAGAAGCUCAUAUUUCUCAUAUUGACCUGCUGAAGAUGCCUUUGGGAAAACUCAGUAAACGACAGAUCCAGAGUGCCUAUUCCCUCCUGAGUGAGGUCCAGCAGGCUGUGGCAGAUAACGCUUCACAACCACUGAUCUUAGACUUGUCCAAUCGUUUCUACACACUGAUACCCCAUGACUUCGUGAAGAAACCACCACUGUUGAGUAACCUGGACUACGUACAGCAAAAAGUGCAAAUGCUGGACAACCUGUUGGACAUUGAGGUGGCCUACAGCCUGCUACGGGGCGGAGUAGAGGACAAUAAGAAAGAUCCUAUUGACAUCAACUAUGAGAAACUCAAAACCAAAAUUGAGGUGGUGGACAAAUCGUCAGACGAGGCUCAGCUUAUCGUACAAUAUGUGAAGAACACACACGCUGCCACUCACAACACCUACACACUCGAUGUUGAGGAGAUCUUUAAAAUCGACAGGGAGGGCGAGUAUCAGCAUUACUGCCCUUUCAAAGAAUUACCAAAUCGACAGCUGUUGUGGCACGGCUCCCGCACCACCAACUACGCAGGUAUCCUGUCUCAAGGUCUUCGUAUCGCUCCUCCCGAGGCUCCUGUGAUAAGUUACAUGUUUGGCAAAGGCGUUUACUUUGCUGACAUGGUGUCAAAGGGCGCCAGCUACUGUCACACUUCCCAGGCUGAUCCAGUUGGUCUCAUUCUGUUAGGAGAGGUUGCCCUUGGAAAUAUGCAUGAACUGAAGAAGGCCUCACAUAUUACAAAGUUACCAAAGGGUAAACACAGUGUUAAAGGUUUGGGAAGAACUGCUCCAGACCCAAGAGCCGCUGUUUCUGUGAAUGGAGUGGACAUUACUUUGGGCAAAUGCAUCAAUACAAAUAUUGAUGACACAAGUCUGCUAUAUAACGAGUAUAUUGUGUAUGAUGUUGCUCAGGUUAACCUGAAAUACCUGCUGAAGAUUCGCUUCAACUACCAAACCUCUCUCUGGUGAGAUAACAGUUCAUCUCUCUCCGUUUGGACAGGCUUCAGAAUGCCACUGGAGCCCACUGCUACAGAUUUAGCAUCACAAGCAAGCAGCCGAUGGGUUGACAAAUUAUCAAAUCAGUUCUCUAGCGCUUUGGCAGCAAUAGUCCCAGCUGCCCUAGUCUGUUAGUUUGGAGUAAGUUAAGAUGCUUUCUCAAAAUCUUCAUUUGCAAUCACAAAUUGUAACAUUCUCAUUUCCCUUUUCAAGGUGUAAUGUUGCAGGGUUUGUUUUUUGUUUUUUUUUAGACAUAUUGCCAGAAAUUAUUUAUAUCUGUGGAGAGCUUUCUUGUUAGCUACCAACAAUAUAAGGUAGAAAAUCUUCCAUUUCUUUUAUAGACUUUUUCUAUAACAUCAGGUUGAUUGUAACUGCUAUGUCUGACAUACCUAGCAUACAACGUUUUGUUUGUCUUCUCAAUAUUGAAAAGAGAAAAUGUACAGUUUUUUGUUGUAAGCCAGAAAAUAGCCUGUCAUAAGUAACCUUUUACUAGAAAUGCCAAUGUUUUGGCAAAGACAAAUAUUUUGUAUGUUAUAUGUAUUGUCCCAGUUUGUUUUUCGUUUAUCUGUCCAUCUCUUUACUAAGACUAGAAAAAAAAUACUUAAAUAAAAAGCUAAGUGCAAUGGCUGCUGCUGUACUUUUGCACCUGUGAAUUUGUUAUUUUUGUUUGGUAAGAAUUGCUCAACAAAUGUUCCAUAGACAAGAAGCUAAGUGCAUCCUGAUGAAAGUCUUCCAUCAUAAAUAGUAUUGGCAUAUUAUUGUAUGUAAAGCUAAUUUGUUUCAGACAAAUGGAAUAGAGAAUACAUCAAAUUAAUUUCUGGGGUUGAGAAGUCCAUUGAUAUUUAAAAUGUACCAAACUUUUUCAAAACAUUUUUAUUUUGAUGAAAACUUGCAUAAACCUUUAACAUCUGUUCUGACCAAACACUUAUGAAAAUAUAUACACUACUUUUUCUACUAUAUAUUUAUAUUAUAUAAUCUUCUAUUAAUGUGCAUUUGUGGACAGUCAACAGUCUAUUGUUUUUGAGAAAUGAAGGCUAUUCUAAUCCAUGCACUGCUGCAUUGAAAAUAAAGCAAUUGUUUCUAAUCAAGACAGAGAGAGAGAAGUGGACGGCCCAGGUGUACAACAAGAGAAUAAGUUCAUGAAGAACAGGCACAAGGCCUAAAGUGGCAGCUUCAAUGAACUGAACAUACUAAACACCUGUUUAAUCUACAACAGUGAAGAGAAGACUCUGGGAUGCUGACUUUUUAGGCAGAGUUUCAUUUAAAAAGCCACAUCUGAUAAUGGCACAUAAGACAAGGGUAGAGUGGGCAAAAUAACUUUACUUGUUGAAUGUUAAAUUAUUAAAAAUUAGUAUUCUGGAUGGAUUAAUCUAUG
This is a messenger RNA of Myxocyprinus asiaticus (Chinese sucker), 4269 nucleotides long. RefSeq names its product poly [ADP-ribose] polymerase 1-like. The record is from RefSeq and is a predicted model, not a curated record. Gene Ontology annotation, molecular function: DNA binding; zinc ion binding; NAD+ poly-ADP-ribosyltransferase activity. Lineage: Eukaryota; Metazoa; Chordata; Actinopteri; Cypriniformes; Catostomidae.